AUGCCGUCCAAACGCAAGGGCAAUACGCCCAAGAAGCAGGCAGCCCCCGCUCGAGCUCCAGCUGCUGCUGCUGCUGCUGCUCCAGCUCCGGCUGCUGGCUCCACCGGUAUCACCCUUCCACCAGCUACUUCGUCCAACGGAAGACCCCUCGCGGCAGCACAGGCGCCCAUAGCUGAGCAGUAUCGUGCUUACGCUGAUGCUAAACGUGCUCGUCAGAUCGACCCCGAGAACUACACCCGCACGCCCAAGUCGGGCCUUCUCGUGCUCAUCCUCUUAGGCCUCUUCUCCUUCUUCGGCUCGGUGUCGCUCUAUCUCCACUACAAGCUGCCUACUCCGCGUGGCCCGACCACCAUCAUCGCAUCCGGUGUCACUCCUGCUGAUGCCGCUCCCUACCACCCUCCUGUGCCCGGGGUUGUGCCUGCCAACAAGGUCAGCGAGUCCAACAACUUUCACGAGCUCUUCUCCGAGGGCAAUGCCGUCGGUGUGAUGCAGUACCUCUCCGUCGACAUCGGCUACCGAAUCGUAGGCACCAAGGAGCAUGUCGAAGCCGAGGACUGGCUCGAGGACAUUCUGCGUCGAUAUGAAGGCUAUCACAACACUGGCACCCCCGAGCUGCCUGGCCGCACCCAGGUAGAGGUCUUCAAGCAGAUCGGCGACGGUGCACAUCGUUUCGACUUCAUGUCCAACGUCGUCUGGAAGCGAUACUACUCCAUGUCCAACCUUGUUGUGCGCAUCUCGGACGGUACGGACGAAAGCAAGGCCAAUAGUCUGCUGCUUAACGCCCACCUCGACAGCACGCUGCCCAGUCCCGGUGGAGCCGAUGACGGUGUUGGUGUCGCUAUCCUCCUCGAAGCUCUUCGCACGCUUACUCUUCCCAACACGGGACGCAAGCUCUACAACUCGGUCGUACUGCUCUUCAAUGACGGCGAAGAAUCGCUUCAGGAUGCCAGCCACCUGUACAUCACGCAGCACAACCAGACCAAUGCGGGUGUCAAAGCGGUCGUCAACCUCGAGGCCUGCGGUACCAGCGGUCCUGAACUGCUCUUCCAAGCCACAAGCAAAGAGAUGAUCGAGGCGUACUCUCACGUUCCUCACCCCUUCGGCACCGUGCUUGCCAACGACGUCUUCUCGACUGGCCUCAUCCUGUCCGAUACUGAUUUCCGUCAGUUUGUCGAAUACGGCAACGACCUCAGCGGUCUCGACAUGGCGCUCGUCGGCAAUUCGUACUACUACCACACACGCAGAGACACUCCGACCUAUCUCGAGCCUGGUGCCACCCAACACUUUGGUGAGAACACGCUGGCCAUCAUCGAGCACCUCUGCCUCAAGAACGCCAGCUCCAACUCGCUCCGCUCCAUCGAGCCUCACCAGUCGCGACACACGCUGCCCGUCUAUUUUUCGAUUGCCGGUCGAUACUUUGUGCUUCUGCAGAACAAGGCGUUCAAGAGCAUCGUCAUGGGUCUUUCCGCCUUCAUCAACUUCCAGCUCUCCUCGGUGGUUCGCUCUGAGUCAGCCAUCGGUGCGCUCAACCUCACCAUUCUCAGUGCCGUCUCUGCAAUCCUGUCCAUGAUCGGUGCGGCACUCAGUGCCAACAUCGUCGCUGUCAUCAUGACCAAGGUGCUGGGCAAGGGCAUGUCGUGGUAUUCGCACGAAUUCUUCCCCAUCGUGCUGUACGGACCUCCUGCCUUAGCUGGCAUUCUGACCGUGCAGCUGAUCACGUCGAAGCUGGUCAAGCCGCACAAGCGACCUUACCUCGAGCGAUCGAGUCUCUCCGGUCUCGGCAUCUUCUUCAACCUCGGCCUGCUCGGUAUGAACGCCUUCGGCAUCGGUAGCGCCUACCUCAUGGCUCUCGCCUCGUUCACGUUUACCAUCGUCACGACGCUCAACGAUUUCGUGAUUAUCGGUAUCGGGGCGAUCGAAGAGAAGCUCGUUGCACCGGACAACCGGGUCUCGGCGUGGGUGUACCCGGUGAUGACGAUCAUCCCCGGCACGAUCGGUGUGGAGGGCAUGGUGAGCUUCUUGGACCUCUUCGUCCCGCUUACGGGUAGGAUGGGCGAGAUCUCCCCUGCCGAUCACAUCAUUGCGAGCAUCGUAGCUGUGCUCGCGUUCCUCUGUUUGCCUAUCGUCAUCCCCCUCUCUCACCGAUACACGAGCGAGAACCUCCAACGCACCAUCGUUGGCUUGCUCGGUCUCACCGCUGCCAUCAUGGCCGUGUUUGCCAGUCCCGGCUGGAAGCCGUUCGACGAAGCCCACCCCAAGCGUCUCUUCGUGCACCAGGUCGAGAACAUCACUUCGAACGAAUGGUUCAUGAACGUUGGCGCGGCGGAUCCUGCACCGGGCUUCCGGGCGCUGGCCAACGAGUUGCAGUCGGAUCUCGGCAUCCCUUCCCAAAGCCACGCAGCGUUGAUGGAGAUGAACGACUACAAUUCCGACUUUGACAUUCUCUACCCGGUCUCGGCCUUUUUGACGCCGUACAAGUUUCAGCUUCCCACGCCUGCCUCCUAUCGCACCAGGUACGCCGCCCCUGCCCCCGAGAGCAACCACUUUACGGUCAAGGCGGUGAACGAGGUGCUCGAUGUCGAGGCUGGAACGAGAUCUUUGACGCUCGAGAUGACCCACCCGGGUGUAAUCUGGAGUGUCGUCGCGUUUGAUGCCGAGAUUCUUUCGUGGAACCUUCCCUCCGCCCCUCCGGCGGGAUACCAGAGACAUCAUCUCAAGAGCGUGGCGCGUCACGGCAUCUACACGUGGUCUGUCGACCUUACUUUGCGACUCACACCCGAGGCGCUGACCGCUGCCAAAGCGCGAAGCGGUGGAAUCACUUCGCUCUUCGCAAAGUCAUCCAGCGGCAAGCUCAUCAAGUCUUCAGGGCAGGUGGAGAGAGACCCUUCGAGACUGUGGAUCGACGCAUCGGGUCUCGUAGCAGACGAGAUGUAUCCUCAGCACAAGCAGAAUCGCGGUGCCGAGAGGCCGGCGAUGGAGACGUUUAUCAAGAUGGACGAGCUGAUGCAGAAGACGCAUCCGGAGAUCGAUGUGAUGAUGCUGACGGUGGUGGCGGGCGUGUUCGAGGCGUGA
This is a messenger RNA of Kalmanozyma brasiliensis GHG001, 3072 nucleotides long. Its product is annotated as Peptidase M28. The coding region runs from base 1 to 3072 and encodes 1023 amino acids. The transcript has a single exon. Gene Ontology annotation, molecular function: metalloexopeptidase activity. Lineage: Eukaryota; Fungi; Basidiomycota; Ustilaginomycetes; Ustilaginales. Gene Ontology annotation, biological process: proteolysis. The record is from RefSeq and is a predicted model, not a curated record.